This is a messenger RNA of Penicillium odoratum, 1569 nucleotides long. RefSeq names its product putative flavin-containing amine oxidasedehydrogenase. The record is from RefSeq and is a predicted model, not a curated record. NCBI's taxonomy places the organism in Eukaryota, Fungi, Ascomycota, Eurotiomycetes, Eurotiales, Aspergillaceae. Bases 1 to 1569 code for a protein of 522 amino acids. The transcript is spliced from 3 exons. Gene Ontology annotation, molecular function: oxidoreductase activity.
AUGCCGGACACACGGAAGAAGAUCGCCAUCAUCGGCGCUGGCGCUGCAGGGAUGUCAUGUGCGGCCAAAUUAGCAAAUCAUACGGAUAAAUUCCAAGUCACGAUGUUUGACACCGACUCACACACAGGUGGCCAAGCAACUUCAAUCACGCUAGAUGAGUCCGCCCACGGAGCAGGCUGGCUUAACGACGGAGUGCAAGGCGGUUCCGCCAUUUUCCGUCACACGUUUCGCUUCUUUCACCAAUACGGGUAUGAACCUCAGCCAGUCCAACUGCAAGUCUCGUUUGGCAAAGGGGCAGACGAUUUCUGGACGAAUGUGUUUCCCAGUCCCCUUGUCGAUCGCCAUUCUCGGGAAAUCAAAAAGUUAGGCAAGGUGCUAAAGUGCAUUAAGUACAUGAUGCCAAUCCUGGGAAUUAUGCCGGUGAAGGUGAUCCUGCGCUUGUUUGGAUUCAGUCGCGAUUUCAGCAACAAGAUGGUCUUGCCGCUGUUGGCGUUGUUUCUUGGAACGGGGAAUCAGACUCCGAAUGUGUCGAGCGUGUUGCUGGAGAGAUUGUUUGAUGAUCCGCAGAUGAGGUUGUGGAAUUAUGAUCCAGACACCUUGCUGCCCAAUUUGCCAGUGAUGUAUACAUUCCCCAAUCUUGGGGACUUUUACAGGGACUGGGCUUCGGAUCUUCGAUCUAAAGGGGUGGAUAUUCAAUUGAAUUCCGCUGUGAAGAUAAUAGAACGAAACAAUAAAGCUGUUGUGUUGGAGGUACGAACAAAAUCAGGUGAUAAUAGCGACUCAUUCUCGGAACCAUCGACUUUCACCUUUGAUGAAUUGGUUCUCUGUUGCCCAGCCGACGAAGCAAAGAAACUCCUCGAUCAGCAGGCCACCUGGCGAGAGAAAUGGGUAUUGGGUGGUGUGAAAUUCUUUAAUGACAUCACCAUCACCCAUUCAGAUUCAGAUUACUUUCAAAAGAUCUUCGAGACGCAAUAUGAUCCCACAUUGUGUGCACAGCCGACAACCAAGGAAAGGAAAGACCAGAUUUCAUUUGCCGAGCAGCAACCUGCCUGUCAGAAGGAUGGAUGGCUAGGAUACCGACCCAUGUAUUACACGCAUUCAUUUGCAUCUGAUCCAGACAAGAUUGAAAUGGGAUUCGACUGCACAAACUACCAACACCAAUUCCGUGAUAAUAUAGGCGCAGGUAGUCCACCACGACCCCUGGACGAGCAUGUCUUCCAGACUAUCUUCUUGAAUGACCAGCAGCAGGAUCUCUGGACAUGGAAUGAUAUCGAUCCGGCGAAGAUCAUUAGCCGGAAAUGGUGGCACCAGUUUGGUCAUCGGUGGCAACAUUAUCUUCGUGUUGUCCCUGGGAUGAUGUUCAUUAACGGCAAGAAUCGAACUCAUUAUGCCGGUAGCUGGACUAUGGUUAAUAUGCACGAAAUUGCUUGCAUCUCUGGUAUUGCAGCUGCUCACCAGCUGGGUGCACCCUACGAGCCAUUUGAUGACUUUGCCGAAGAUUUCUUUGCAAAGUAUCUACUGGUUUGUCAUGGAGCGCGUUAUAAACGAGGAAAGGAGAAGCUAACUUGA